AUGUCUACUUUCCAAUACCAAAAUCAGUUGAAAAAAUUACCCAUCCCUGAUUUAGAAGAAACAUGUUUGAGAUAUUUGAGAAUUAUGGAACCAUUACAAACAAGAAAAGAGCACAAUAGAACCAAGGCUGCUGUUGAAAUGUUCCUCAAGGGUAACGACAACAACAGAUCUCAAUCAAUUGGCCGCUACCUCGAUGAUUGCUUACGCAAGUAUGGUGCUGAUCAACCAAGUUAUAUUGAGCAAUUUUGGUAUGACGCUUAUUUGAGUUAUGACUCGCCAGUGGUGUUGAAUGUCAAUCCAUUCUUCCUUUUGGAAGACGAUCCGUUUACUCAAAAUGAAACAACUUCAGCAAACCCUCAAAUUAAAAGAGCAGCAACACUUACCUUAUCAUCUCUCAAGUUUAUCCAAGCCUUGAAAAAUGAGACUUUGAGUGUUGACAAGUUAAAGAAUGGUAAACCAUUGUGCAUGUACCAAUACUCGAAAUUGUUUGGUGCUUCAAGAAUCCCCACUGAUGAUGGAUGUAUGAUGCAGACGGACCCAGACUCGAAUCACAUUGUUGUCAUGUCCAAAUCACAAUUUUACUGGUUUGAUGUUCUAGAUUCACAGAACAACAUCAUCUUGAGUGAAUCUGAGUUGAAUGUCAAUUUUAGUUCAAUCAUACAUGAUUCGUUAUCCACGGCCAACACAGAUGUUGCAAAGUCAUCAUUUGGUGUUUUGACAACUGAGAAUAGAAAAUUAUGGGCAAACGUGAGAAACAAUUUGAUAGCAACCAAUAAAGUCAAUAAGGAAGUUUUGUCUAUUAUCGAUUCAGCAUUAUUCAUUGUAUGCCUUGAUGAUAUUGAAUUGGAAGAUUUAUCUGAAUUAGCUCAAAACAUGUUGGGUGGCUUGUCAAUUUUAGACAAGGGUAUUCAAGUGGGUACCUGUACAAACAGAUGGUUUGACAAGUUGCAAAUUAUCAUCACCAAAAAUGGUAAAGCUGGUAUCAACUUUGAACAUACAGGGGUUGAUGGUCACACUGUCUUGCGAUAUGUUUCAGAUAUUUACACAGACUCUAUUUUGUCAUUUGCACAAACUAUCAACAAGAAUGCACCAUCGUUAUGGAAAGAUGCAACCUACAAUCAAACUCAAACUUCUUUUGCUAAUGAACACUUGAUUACAAUUCCAAGAAAAUUGGAAUGGGAUUUGACACCAGAUUUGUCACUUGCGUUACGUUUUGGUGAAACCAGAUUAUCCGAUUUACUCAAUCAAAAUGAAAUCAAGCAUUUGGAAUUUAGACUGUAUGGAUCAAGUCAAAUCAAGAGCAUGAGAUUUAGUCCCGAUGCAUUUGUUCAAAUGGCAUUUCAAGCUACAUACUAUGCAUUAUAUGGGAAGGUCGAGUGCACUUACGAGCCAGCUAUGACCAAACAUUUCUUCCACGGAAGAACAGAAGCAGUGAGAACCGUUUCCGAAGAGUCAAAUGAUUUUGUUCACACCUACUUUGACCGCAAUGCCACCAACAAAGAAAAAUUAACCAAACUUAGCGAAGCAUGUAAAGCCCACUCAAUGCAGACUAGAUUGGCUUCAAAUGGAGAAGGAGUUGACCGUCAUUUAUAUGCCUUAUACUGCUUAUGGGCGAGACUCUUGAAGCAGUAUCAACAAGGAGUCUUGAACGAUCAGUAUGGUAGUGCUAUUCCCGAAUUUGUUGGCUCACUACCACCAAUAUUUGCCGACGCAGGUUGGAACAAAUUAAAUGAUGCCAUUUUAUCAACUUCUAACUGUGGUAAUCCUGCCUUACGUCUUUUUGGAUUUGGACCUGUGUCUGCUAAUGGAUUUGGUAUUGGAUACAUCAUCAGAGACGAUUCAAUAUCAUUCUGUGUUGCGUCAAAACAUCGUCAAACUAAACGUUUUCUCGCAACUUUACUUUGCUACUUGAAUGAUGUUGAAAGUAUGCAUAGAAAUCAAUAG
Molecule: messenger RNA, 1944 nt
Organism: Lodderomyces orthopsilosis Co 90-125
Lineage: Eukaryota; Fungi; Ascomycota; Pichiomycetes; Serinales; Debaryomycetaceae
Gene: CTN1
Product: carnitine O-acetyltransferase
Exons: 1
Coding region: 1-1944 (647 amino acids)
Biological process (GO): carnitine metabolic process
Cellular component (GO): mitochondrion
Molecular function (GO): carnitine O-acetyltransferase activity
Source: RefSeq, a predicted model, not a curated record